AUGGUGACAAUGAGGCCAAAGUCUAAGCGGGCCGUGACGGUGUCCAACAUGGAGUUCGAGGCCUCAAAGAAUGAUUCAAAGCUGCAGGAAACAGUCAAGUUUGGUCGGCACCAGUUGACACGGUCCAACUCGGUUCACGUGUUUCUGGAGUACGGGGUCGACUCGAGAAACGUUAGCCGCAAAAACACCAAGCGGAAAGAACAAGCUUAUGGUCAGCUCCCUAAUUUCGGGGACAACGGCGUGUUGGACUCGCAAAAGCAGCAGAAGCAAAACCAAAACCAAAACCAAAACCAGCAGUUGAGAGUAGCUUCGGGCGACUCGGCCGCGGGGGUCAACCAGAAAAGUUUGGAGAAUAAUUUUUCAAUCGAUGUCCAGAAAACAAGUACAAGGAAAAAGUUGCGGCGUCCGAACCAAGGCGAGGUGAGUCGAGUCAGCUCGGCCAGGGAGAGUUUGCAUGCCAAGGAAGAUUUGUUGAUGGCGACGAGCUCCCAUCCGUCAUUUGACCAGAGCAGUGCACCGAGAAGCUAUAAGCAGACCACGGAGCAGAUCAUCAUCCCCACUACGAGUGACCAUGAUAAUUUGCACUUGAAGGAAGAACCGCAGAAUGAAUCUUCCAGUACCCCCGUGCUAAUUCCAUUCAACACCAACAAUAAUUUCGACCAGGACCUUCAAUUCACUGAUGAGCUACUUAAAACCGGGGGCAAAAGAGACGGCACCGUUAUAUAUCGAAAGAAAGACCAAUUGGGUGGGGGUGUUGGGUCAGGUGGAAGUGGAGGCGGAGGUGGGGGUGGCUACGCCCCGAUGAAUGAAUUGAAAGCCACUAACGGCCAUGAUUUAAUCGAUGACAAGCUCAUUAGCGGUGGUGUCGAUUUGGGCAACUUUGCCGAUGAGUUCCACGAAAAGCAACUCGAUGCCAGUCCCCAGUUGCCCAAAUUCGACAAGGGCACCGAUAUCUACGAUACUUCGCACCAUUCACCAUCACCAUCACAACCACCAUCCGAUGCUGAUGCUGAUCGAGACUCGCAGAAAUCACAUGGUUCCGCUGCCAUCUGGCGCAGAAGGUGGAGUAAAUUAUGUUGCAAAAAACUGUUUCUAAUAAUCAUUGGAGUAUUGCUACUGGCUUUCCUCUUGUUGCUCGGAGGGUGCAUCCCCGUGAUGUAUCUAUUGUCAAAGGGCACUCAAGACUCGGUCGACAAGUAUUUUCUGGACCCACGGCACAAGCCCUAUCUUGAUGAGUUGUAUCAGAAAUACAUAGUCAAGGUGGCGGGCGAGAUAUUUGGCCCCCAUAGCAACACCGUUGAAGGAUUGAGUCCCGAGUUGAAAAAUGACAACGAGGUGGUGGAAUUGAUGAGUGUUGUUUCAAAUGUGUUAUUCAACGGCAUCGCCUAUUCUCCUAGCGGCACCAUGGAGCCCAUCUGCGGCUUUUCUAGACGCGACGCCAUGCUAGAUUUGGCCAAGCUAUCAACGGUGACCACCAAAAUCAGAACCUACGGCAUGCAGUGCAACCAGUCCGAGUUGAUCUUGGACGCCAUCGACCACAUGAACCUCAACAUGACGGUGGCCUUGGGCGUGUGGAUCAGCUCCAACGAGACUGAAAACAAGCUGCAGAUGGACUUGAUGAAGAAAUUGAUCUCGGCCCACCCAGACCCGCAGCGAGUGAUCAACUCGAUCUAUAUCGGCAACGAGGUUCUAUUCAGGGGUGACGUCUCGAAAGAGCAGUUGUUGGAAUACAUCCAAGACGCAAAGAGUUUUUUAAAACUCAUCCAUGCCGAGGCCAUCCCCGUGGGAACCUCGGAAGUGGGAUCCUUGAUUGAUCUGACUUUGCUUGCCCAGUGCGAUGUCGUUGGCGCCAACAUCCACCCGUUUUUUGGCGGCGUUGGAGUAGAAGAUGCAACAAGCUGGACUUUGCAGUUUCUCAACUACCAAAUACAGCCCGAGAACGAAAACCAUAGCACGCAAAUCGUGUUGACGGAGUUGGGAUGGCCCAGCGGCGGCGGACGCCACAAACGAGCCAUUGCUCUGGAGAUGAACAUGAAGUAUUUCAUUCGCGAUUUCUUGUGCACGUUGAAAACGUUGCCCGUUGACUAUUAUUUUUUCGAGGCGUUUGAUGAGCCGUGGAAGGAAAUUUAUUGGGAAGGCAAUCAGAAAUGGGAGACCGAAUGGGGCAUUUUCAAUUCCGAUAGGCUGAACAAGUUCCCCUUGCAAUAUAUGGGGUGUAUGUGA
This is a messenger RNA of Lodderomyces beijingensis, 2223 nucleotides long. Lineage: Eukaryota; Fungi; Ascomycota; Pichiomycetes; Serinales; Debaryomycetaceae. The record is from the annotation of a GenBank genome assembly.